GCAGAGAGCGGAACUGCUGCUGUGCUCGUCUCUCGGUGUGUCUGUGCUGCCCUGAAGUUAAACUGAAGUUUACCUUCAAGUUUGUCUCAUGAGCUUGGUUCUUUUCUACUCUUGGAGCCCAGAGAGAUGAGCGGACACGCGGUCCCUGUGGACUUCUCGGGACACAUGUUGGACCUGGACGAGGACGAAGACCUGGAGGUGUUCAGCAAGAACACGUCUCUGGCAGAUGGAGGUCCCAUGCCCAACUCUCCCAGCUCCAUGGUCAACCAGUACAGGCUCGAGGAGGAGGAGGAGGCCCGGGACUUCUUCAUCGCUGUGGAUAAUCCAGAGAGCCACGUCACUGCCAUCGAAACCUUCAUCACCUACAGAGUCGUGACCAAGACCACGCGGAGUGAGUUUGACUCCAGUGAGUAUGAGGUGCGCCGGCGCUAUCAGGACUUCCUGUGGCUCCGGGGCAGACUGGAAGAAAACCACCCGACACUCAUCGUGCACCCGCUGCCGGAGAAGUUUGUAAUGAAAGGCAUGGUGGAGCGCUUCAACGAGGACUUCAUCGAGACCAGGAGGAGAGCUCUGCACCGCUUCCUCAGCAAGAUCUCAGUGCAUCCCAUACUGUCCUGCAGCCAGCACCUCAAAGUCUUCCUCACCGCACAGGAGCUGCUGUCUCACAGGAAGCAGGCUCCUGGCUUCCUGAGCAGGAUGGGCGAGACGGUGCGGGCCGUGGCCAACUCCGUACGAGGCGUGAGGAGCCGGCCAGAGGAGUUCACCGUGAUGCACGAGUACGUGGACAACUUCAGUAACAAGAUCUGCUCCGUGGACAAAGUCACCCAGAGGAUCAUCAAGGAGCACAGAGAGUAUGUGGACGAGCUGCAGCAGUACAGCCCCACCUUCAGUCAGUGGGCGGGGUCAGAGGAGGAGCUGCAGGAGCCUCUGAAGGGUGUGGCCAGCUGUGUGGAGCGUUGCAGUGCAGAAACAGAGGAGCAGAUUCAGCAUCUGUCUGAGGUGCUCGUCCCCGCGCUGCACGAGUACAUCCUGUGUGCUGACACCCUGAAAGCUGUGAUGAGACGCAGAGACAACAUCCAGGCCGAGUUCGAAGCCAAGAACGAAGUCCUGGCAUCCAGGAGAGUCGACCAGGAAGCACUGCAGGAGGAGGUGGAUGGCCUGGCGGACCGUGUGGAGCUAGCCAACAACGCCUUGAAGGGAGACUGGUCCCGCUGGCAGAGCAGCAUGAGAACUGACCUGAAAUCAGCUUUUCUGUCCACCGCUGAAAAGAACGUGGAGUACUACGAGAAGUGCCUGGCGGUGUGGGAGUCCUUCCUCCUGUCUCAGAGAGCGGAGCCCAGCGAGCAGAAAGAGGAUGACGCCUCCUAAACACUAUUCUCGCUGGAGAAACACUCAUUAAAGGAGUUCCCACAGGGGCCUGUCAUUCAUCUGCACCUGCUACAUUCAGCCUGCAGACGCUCUCUCUAGGACUCACAGUGAGGGCUUCAGCCUCUGCACAUUCCUAUCAGCAGCCACCUCUCCGUAUGCUCAGGGAAGUAGAAGGGAUGAAAGCCGGGGAUUCUCUGGAGGUAGAUUACCGACAGGGCAGUAAGUAAUCAAGCUCCCAUUCAGACCCUGCACACUGUGGCAGGAUGUGAGAGGGCACUGCUGAUGUCUGCUGGAUGGAAGGAAAGCCUUGACGUGGGACUCCUAAAAGUCAAAUGCAAAUGAACGUGAUGAAAGUAUUGUACUACACACUGAGACUCACACACGCCUGGUUCCUGCAUAGCGUGUCCUCAGCUCGCCAUGCUGCUGCAUGGGAAGCCUUUUUUAUGUUUAUGGUGAUUAAAAGUGUAAUCUUAAACAUGAACAAUUAUUUUAGAUUUCUUGUUUAUUUUAUAAUAUCACCAUGUCUAUUUCAAUUCAGGAGUUUAAGUAAAUAUUUUUUUAAAUUACAAGGUUAUUAUAUUACCUACCUGUAUGCCUACCUGUUGUAAGAUGAACAUAUUUUUGGCAGUUAAUUUUGUCUGGUGCAACUUGAACUAAUAUUUUCUAGUAUUUUUCUGUCUGCCAGGAUCUUUGCAUGUUACAAGCACACAGAUGGUUUCAGUUUGUGGUGGUUUCUAAUCUUGUGCCACCAUUUUUCUUUGUCUUUGGUACCGAAGCUGUUUUUCUAAGAAACAAGGGACCUGGAAUAAGGCUGCAGGUACAGCGACAAGCCUUCUGCCUGAUUUAUUAAGUUGCUGUUUAUUUUCAUUUUGUUGGUACUUUACACUGAGAUUGUAUAUUUCAAUGUAUAUUAUAAUCUCUGAAAUGUAGGGUUGACUUUUGGAGGUGCAACAUUUCUUUUUGAGGACUUAGAAUAAAGUAUGGAGGCUUUAUAUUACAUCUGUAUGUUUCCACUAUGUGUUGGGGUGUGCGAGCCAAAAGUGACGUCAUCAUAUGUUUUGCGUAUAGUACGAAGACUCCACGUUGUGGCGCUGGCUCGUGCAUCUCUGAAUUUGUGUAAGGCACGACUAAUAGAAAGCCUCCUGAU
This is a messenger RNA of Cottoperca gobio, 2515 nucleotides long. RefSeq names its product sorting nexin 7 (gene snx7). Gene Ontology annotation, molecular function: phosphatidylinositol binding. Gene Ontology annotation, cellular component: phagophore assembly site; early endosome. Lineage: Eukaryota; Metazoa; Chordata; Actinopteri; Perciformes; Bovichtidae. Gene Ontology annotation, biological process: protein transport; reticulophagy; piecemeal microautophagy of the nucleus. The record is from RefSeq and is a predicted model, not a curated record.